GCUCUUUGCAAAUCUAGCACGUUUUGGAGAAUUUGUUUGCAGCAUUUACAUAAAUCCUUAAUAUUAACAGCGAUCAGCAAUAAGUCUUUAAUUUACGAUUAAAAGCAGUUAGUUUAGAUAAUUAGAAGCAAAAAAUAAAUACACUAAUUUCUCUGUUUUUAUUAUGAGUCAAUCUCUAUCCUGGAUUACGUAUUAACUAAUGGAUAGAAUACUGGUAAAAGAAGCUUAUCUUACAUUAUGUCAUCUAAUGCAAGCGUGAGUCAUAACAAUCAAAACAAUAAUUCGUCUUUUGAUCAUGCUAAUGGAUAUAUGUCAAUAAUUCAAGAGGUUAAAUCAAAACCAAUAGAUUGUGGAGUUUGCGGUGAUAAAAGCUCAGGAAAACAUUAUGGAGUUUACACUUGCGAAGGCUGCAAAAGUUUUUUCAAACGAAGCAUUAGACGAAACUUAGCUUAUACUUGCAGAGCCUUUCAAAACUGUUCCAUUGACUUAAAUCACAGAAACCAAUGUCAAUAUUGCCGAUUGAAAAAAUGCGUCAAAGUUGGAAUGAGAAAAGACGCAGUUCAGAAGGGAAGACUACCCAAGUCACCACUAGAAGGUUCUAUGGUUGAUCAGUUUAUUGCUAUGAAUAAUAAUGUCAGCCAUUAUAAUGGAUUACAUCAGAUUGCAAAUUAUUCUAACGUUUUAUCUGCAAGAUUGCAGCAACAACAGCAAAAUCAAUACUUAAGUCAAAACAACUUGUUUGGUGGGGAUAGUAUCUAUGAGAUGGCUACUAGGUUACUUUUUAAUGCUGUUGAGUGGGCAAGGAAUGUACCUUUCUUUUCAGCUCUUCCAACAUCUGAUCAAAUUGCACUAUUAAAGUCUUCAUGGAGUGAGCUUUAUAUUCUCAGCACAUCUCAACAUUGCAUUGCAUUUCAAAUUAAUGCUAGAGCUUUAACUUCAGAACAAAAUCUAAGUGAAAUAAAAAAACGAAGUGAAGGAGCAAAUGAAGCAUCAGUGAAAAUGUUUGAAGAACUUGUUGAAAGAUUCAAAAAUCUGCAAACUGAUGCUGCUGAAUUUUCAUGUCUGAAAGCUUUGGUACUGUUUAACCCAGAUUCUCCUGGAUUAGGUAAUCCAUCACUUAUAGAAAAUCUCCAGGAGAAAGCGCAAUCAGCUCUUGAAGAUUAUUUGCGUCAACAAAAUGCAACACAGAGUUAUCAUAAUAGAUUUGGAAAACUUUUACUUCGUUUACCUGCGUUAAGUUUAAUUAGACCAGCUACUAUUGAAGCAUUAUUUUUUCCUCGUCACCAUGGAAGUCAAAAUAUUGAUAGUCUUGUUGGAUCAAUGUUAUUGUAUGGUUUAGGUUCCAAUAAUAAUACAUCUUUUGUUAACAAUGGAAUUCCUGCUGUUGGUCUUAAUGGAGGUUCAAAUGGAUCAAUAUUAAACAUGACCGGAUUAGCUGGACAUGUUACUUCAGGGUUUAUAAAUAAUGCAAAUUUAGCUUUUUCAAAUGCUAACAAUUUAAGUUCAUUACAAAUGCCAAUACAAGAUAAUAUACAGAAUCUUUGUAAUCCUAAUAUGUUCUCUGCAACAGGUAUCAAUCCUGUCAAUGGCUUAAAUGCAUCAAAUGGGUAUGGUCAUCAUGUAAUAAACAAUAUGAUGAAUCAGCAUUCUGUAGCCAAUCGAAACUCUCAAAAUAACUCAUGUGUGCAAAGCAUGCAACAAAAUGUCCAAAUGCAUUUAAGUCCAACCACAAGACACCAUAUUAAGAUUGAGCCUCCUCUUAGGUGAUACAAUGAUGUGCCAUAAAUUUAAUAAUAAUAUUUUUAAUUUUUAAUAAUAUUAGUUAUUUAUAAUAGUUAUGUUAUGAUAUAUGAUGCAUGUUUUAAAAUUAUUUUUUUAGAAAAAAAAAUUUUUAAUUUUGUUCACUGUUUGUACUGUAAACUUUGUUUGUAUAGAAUUUUAAAAAGAUGCACAAGCUGAAACGUUAACAUAAAAUUUGUUUGUAAAUUUUAUGAAUAAACUUAAGGUGUAAAGGUGCAAGGUGCAAAAGUGUAACAAUAAUAUAUUUUCUAUUAUAAAAUUUUGUUUACGAAGUAUUUAUUACGUAUUUUGUACAAUUUAUGUUGUCUGAAAUAAAGAUAUUUUUUAAAUUGUAAAGUGUUCCCCUUAAAUCCCCUUUUAUAUGUCUCCCUUAUAUCAGUGUUUUUUGGCGCUUCCUUAAAUUAAAAAUCUUUUUUUUUUUUUUUUUUUUUUUUUUUGUUAUUUGUUUGAAUUCAAGUUCUAUUUUCUUUAAAGGUAUAUUUAUGGUAUUCGUUAUUAUUUAACUGUUUAAGUAGCUAUCCAACUAUCCAAUGGGUACUGACGUCUUAUAAACCUUUCGUAAUCUGCCGAGUUGUGUUUUUAUUUAUAUUGUGUAAACUCUAAAGUGUUAUUUUUAUAUUGUUAUUUCCAUUGUGUUAUUUAUAAUGUUGCUGAAUGAUGUAAAAAGUAAAUAAGUUUUUUUCAAAUGUAAUAAAUUAUAAAUGUAAAAUUUUUCCGUUGAAUGUCAUGUAAUAUUAUUUAUCAUGUAAUUAUUAGUGUCAUGUCAAUAUCGAUAAUAUUAUACAUAA
Hydra vulgaris (swiftwater hydra) is the source of this 2588-nucleotide messenger RNA. RefSeq names its product nuclear receptor subfamily 2 group F member 1-B. Lineage: Eukaryota; Metazoa; Cnidaria; Hydrozoa; Anthoathecata; Hydridae. Gene Ontology annotation, biological process: anatomical structure development; cell differentiation; regulation of transcription by RNA polymerase II. Gene Ontology annotation, molecular function: nuclear receptor activity; RNA polymerase II cis-regulatory region sequence-specific DNA binding; zinc ion binding. The record is from RefSeq and is a predicted model, not a curated record.